Molecule: messenger RNA, 2448 nt
Organism: Nerophis lumbriciformis (worm pipefish)
Lineage: Eukaryota; Metazoa; Chordata; Actinopteri; Syngnathiformes; Syngnathidae
Source: RefSeq, a predicted model, not a curated record
AUGAUGGUGUGGUGCCGCUCAGCCGUGUGCAGAGCCCUGGCUCUCCUGGCACUCCUGGGCCUCCUGCUUCCCAUCCGACAGGGGGGUUGCUCGGGGCCCGACGGGGGCGGCGGCUCUGGGGACCGGGAUGACUCUCCGCGCUCAGGUGCGACCCCCCAGGGGGCCCUGAACAGGCACAGGCGCAGCUGGGUAUGGAACCAGUUCUUCGUGCUAGAGGAGUUCACGGGAAACGAGCCACUCUACGUCGGAAAGCUCCACUCGGAUGUAGACAAGGGCGACGGCAAGGUGAAGUAUGUGCUAUCGGGCGAGGGCGCCACUUCAAUCUUCACCAUUGAUGAGAACACUGGAGACAUCCACGCUACCAAGCGUCUGGAUCGCGAAGCUCAGGCCUACUACACACUUCAAGCCCAAGCCGUGGACCGACUCAGCAACCUGCCGGUCGAGCCCCGCUCUGAGUUUGUGGUCAAAGUUCAGGACAUCAACGAUAACGAACCCAAGUUCCUCGACGGUCCUUACUUUGCCGGAGUGCCAGAGAUGUCACCGCUUGGAACGAUGGUGGUGCAAGUGGCGGCCACAGACGCUGACGACCCCACGUACGGGAACAGCGCCAGGGUGGUGUACAGCAUCGUGCACGGGCAGCCAUACUUCUCAGUGGAGCCCAAGACAGGUGUCAUCAGGACGGCUUUACCUAACAUGGACCGCGAGACCAGAGACCAGUACGUGCUGGUCAUCCAGGCAAAGGAUAUGGUGGGUCAGAUGGGUGGACUAUCGGGAACAACGUCCGUCACCGUCACGUUAACUGACGUCAAUGACAACCCGCCUCGCUUCCCUCACAAGGUCAACCAGUACACAGUCUUGGAAUCACUUCCCGUGCAGUCCGUGGUAGCCCGAAUAAAGGCGACUGACGCCGACAUUGGACCCAACGCCGAGAUGGACUACCAGUUAAUGGACGGGGACGGUCCUGGUGUAUUCAACAUCACAACAGAUGAGAACACACAGGAGGGAGUUGUUCUUCUUCUUAAGCCUCUGGACUUUGAAACCAAGAGCAGCUUUUCUCUACGUGUGGAGGCCACUAACAGGAACAUCGACACCAACUUCCUGAACUUGGGCCCGUUCAGCGACACCACCUCGCUAAAGGUGACGGUGGAGGACGUGGACGAAGUGCCCGUCUUCGCCACGCCGCUCAGCAAGAUGUCCGUCUCCGAGGACGCCCGGGUGGGCACGUCUAUCGGGAGGGUGUCAGCGCACGAUCCGGACACCUCCAACAACGGCAUCAGGUACUCCAUCGACCGUAACACGGACAUGGAACGCUUCUUCAAUGUGGAUGCCCUAAGCGGGGUCGUCAGUACUGCCAAACCUUUAGACCGCGAGGCUAAUUCGGUGCACAACCUUACCAUCUUGGGAAUCGAGAGCCAGGACCCCAACCAAAUCGGCAAAGGCCUAGCCAUCAUCACCGUGCUUGACGUCAACGACAAUGCGCCCGUCUUCGCCAUUGACUAUGAGACCCUCUUGUGUGAAAACGCCAUGCCGGGAACGGUGAUCCAGACAGUCAGCGCCAUAGACAAGGACGAGCCUCAGAAUGGCCACCGCUUCUUCUUCUCGCUUGACACCGCCGUGGCAGGAAAUCUCAACUUCACAUUGCGGGACAACAAAGAUAACACUGCAUCCAUACUGACUAAACGAGGCGGCUUCCGUCGACGAGAACAGCCCGUGUACCGCCUCCCAGUACUGAUCCAGGACAGCGGCAGCCCGGCCCAGAGCAGCACCAACACGCUGUCUGUGCGCGUAUGCGAGUGUGAUGCCGACGCCGUGCCCCAGUCGUGCGGCGCCGUGGCCUACACGGCCACCGGCCUGAGCACCGGCGCCCUUUUGGCCAUUUUGGGAUGCAUCCUCACGCUGCUAGUGAUGGUCCUGCUCAUCGUUACCAUGCGUCGUCGGCGGAAGGUUCCGCUCAUCUUAGAGGAAGAGCGAGACAUCCGAGAGAAUAUCGUCCGCUACGACGACGAAGGCGGCGGCGAGGAGGACACGGAGGCUUUCGAUAUGGUCGCGCUGCGCAACCUCAACGUCAUCAGAGACCCCAGCGUUCGGCGUGACGUCACCCCAGAUACACCGACCUUUUUUCACUACACGUCAAGCGCGGCGGCGACCCGUCCGGCGUACAAGUCGCUCCCGGACAACGUGGUGUUCCGGGAGUUCAUCUGGGAGCGGCUCAAGGACGCUGAUGUGGACCCGUCGGCACCGCCCUACGAUUCGCUGCAGACGUACGCCUUCGAGGGCAGCGGCUCGGUGGCCGACUCACUCAGCUCGCUGGAGUCGCUCAGCACCGACUCGGACCAGAACUACGACUACCUUAGCAACUGGGGGCCGCGUUUCAAGAAGCUAGCCGACCUGUACGGGAACGCGGACGGCGCCGGAGGCGUCAGCGGAGGUGGGGCUGUCUUCUCGUAG